Molecule: messenger RNA, 6435 nt
Organism: Lynx canadensis (Canada lynx)
Lineage: Eukaryota; Metazoa; Chordata; Mammalia; Carnivora; Felidae
Gene: SGMS2
Product: sphingomyelin synthase 2
Exons: 6
Coding region: 794-1891 (365 amino acids)
Biological process (GO): sphingomyelin biosynthetic process; ceramide biosynthetic process
Cellular component (GO): endoplasmic reticulum membrane; Golgi membrane
Molecular function (GO): sphingomyelin synthase activity; ceramide cholinephosphotransferase activity
Source: RefSeq, a predicted model, not a curated record
GAUGACACGGCAGUUAGUCACCGAGGGGAAAGUAUUAUUAGCCUCAUUAACUUGGAGCACCCUUCCAGCUCACACCUAGAGUUGGCCACCGAGCGGACCUAUUACUGACACAGCCAGGCAACCUUGCGAGGUUUGGAAACCCACUUCUUCGACCUAGGCCCGGGCACCAACUCUUCGAAUAACCGCUGACGUCCCCAAGCCCACUCACACCCACGUCAGGAAGCAGUUCCUGAAGAAGGCGAGGCACGGGGUGGGGGAAUCCCUUCCCCGCCCCAUCCUUAAAAGUUGCUGGGAGCGGCACCCAAAGAACUUUCCCAGAUUGAUCUCUGUCACCGCUCAGGGAGGUCUGCUCCGGGCCCUCAGGCUUUCCGCCCGGAGCCAAUCGGCCGUGCCUGCCAAGCCCCUCCUUCCCAGCACCUUUAAUGGUUGAGAGAGGGGAGGGUCGGCUGGGGUUUUCUUCUUAAGAAGUCGCACCGGUUUUUCGAGCUCCGCUCUGCGCCUGGAGAGCCACAGCAGCGGGAACGGCCGCUGCCACCACCGGGCCGCGGGUAGGUGAGUAACACCUUUGGGAGAAAGAAAAUUGGCUUCCUUUCUUGAAGGUGGUGACUGUACAGCAGGUAGCUGCAUGGAAGGAACAGUAAUCAGAUGGCCACCUUCUUCACUUUGUGCUAGGAAACAAAAUCAGUUAUAAGAGUCCAUGUUGAUCUCGGAAAUAGAGGGAUUUGAAAAAGUUAAGUUUGCACAAAGAACAAGAACUUUACCAUCUCCUUCUUGAUCUGAAGACUGGGGGACCAUGGAUAUUAUAGAGACAGCAAAACUCGAGGAACAUAUGGAAAAUCAAACCAAUGACCCCGCAAAUACUUACACAAGACCUGCCGAGCCUGUUGAAGAAGAAAACAAAAAUGGCAACAGUAAACCUAAGAGCUUAUCCAAUGGGUUGCGAAAGGGCACCAAAAAGUACCCGGACUAUAUCCAAAUUGCUAUGCCCACUGAAUCAAGGAACAAAUUUCCCCUGGAGUGGUGGAAAACAGGGAUCGCCUUUGUGUACGCUCUUUUCAACCUUGUCUUAACAACCGUCAUGAUCACAGUUGUGCACGAAAGGGUGCCUCCCAAGGAGCUCAGCCCUCCGCUACCAGACAAGUUUUUUGAUUACAUUGAUCGGGUAAAAUGGGCAUUUUCUGUAUCAGAAAUAAAUGGGAUUAUAUUAGUUGGAUUAUGGAUCACCCAGUGGCUGUUUCUGAGAUACAAGUCAAUUGUGGGGCGCAGAUUCUUUUUUAUCAUUGGAACUUUAUACCUGUAUCGCUGUAUCACAAUGUAUGUUACUACUCUCCCUGUGCCUGGAAUGCAUUUCCAGUGUGCCCCAAAGCUCAACGGAGACUCUCAGGCAAAAGUACAACGGAUUCUACGGUUGAUUUCUGGUGGUGGAUUGUCCAUAACUGGAUCCCAUAUCUUGUGUGGAGACUUCCUCUUCAGUGGUCACACCGUUGUGCUGACACUUACUUAUUUGUUCAUCAAGGAAUAUUCGCCUCGUCACUUCUGGUGGUAUCAUUUAAUCUGCUGGCUGCUGAGUGCCGCCGGGAUCAUCUGCAUUCUUGUAGCACAUGAACACUAUACUGUCGACGUGAUCAUUGCUUAUUAUAUUACAACACGGCUGUUUUGGUGGUACCAUUCAAUGGCCAAUGAAAAGAACUUGAAGGUCUCUUCACAGACUAAUUUCUUGUCUCGAGCAUGGUGGUUCCCCAUCUUUUAUUUUUUCGAGAAAAACGUACAAGGCUCAAUUCCUUGCUGCUUCUCCUGGCCACUCUCCUGGCCCCCUGGCUGCUUUAAAUCCUCAUGCAAAAAGUAUUCACGGGUUCAGAAAAUCGGUGAAGAUAAUGAGAAAUCUACCUGAGGAGCAAAACAAAGGCAUCAGCUCUUACACCAAAAGAGUUAACGCUGUAACCAAAGGUAUAGUUUUGGGUUUUUAUUUUAGAAGAACUGACUGGUAAAGGAAGAAGUGGACCAAAUUUUGUGUAAAUGAUUAGAAAGAUGAACGAAGUAUUACCCUUUGACUGCUUUUCUGAUUCAUCCUGAGAAAGGUAUAUUCUCCUGCAGCCCUUCAUUCAUUGGUGACAAGCCCCCCCACUGGGAUUUUACUAAUGAGCUUCUUAAAGAGGUGCCAAAGAACAUACUAUUCCUAUCCUUAUUCUUUCUCCACUAAAGCCCUCUACAGAAUUUUUUCAGGAUUUUUUUUUUCUCCAAGGUCAGAAGAAUUUGUUAAUGUUUUAAAUAAACUAUCUGGAUAUAUACAGCUACUGUGUAAAUAGAAUUACCCAAUGUUGAGAGUGGUUUUAGUAUUAGGCUUAUUAAUGAGGGGGAGAUCCAUGGUUAGGAGUAAACUGGAGGUGAACUUUGUUUCCACUUUGUCAUGGGGAAGGUCAGGGUCAGGUCUGGGAAUGUGCACUGCUGCUACCACCCCAUGCACUAUGUAUCACUUUUACUUUUUUUAACUGAUACUUAUACAUACACACAAACACAUGCGCGCGCACGUGUGUGUGUGUGUGUGUAUAGAUAUAUAUAGAUAUAUAUAUAGAUAUAUAUAUAUAGGAAAGGUGAUCUAAGUAAAUAUGGAAGUAUUUGACACAUCUCACAGAUUUUACGUGUGUGUAAAUAUUUCCCCUUAGAAUCUCUAUGGCAGAUAUACAGGACGCCUGGAGCUGUUUCUGCUAAACAGGUGGUCCUUGAGUACACACGUAUAUGCUAUCUGCCGGGUAGAUACGCAUCUGGUAUCCCUAGGGCAGUCAACUGCUCCAGCACAGGCUGGAAACACAUAGGUGUGUGAGCGGAUGAUCAUGCCACUUGGGGAACAAGGCUGCAUUUCUGUCCUGUCCUACCCUGUGGGAGAUCUGUUUUAGAGCUGCUGGUUGGAACUCAAAAAUGCAGUUGGCCACAUUUCACUGCAGACGAUUUCUUCCUAGUUACAUUGUACUUUGUGGAAAAACCAAGGAGGAGUCCAAAAGUGUAAUGUAUCCUUGCCUUUUAGCAAGAGACUCAGCUUCUUAUAAACUGGUCCUAAGGACAUAUGCCACAAUUGAGUAAUUUUACUUUGAUCCUGAACUUACACCACGGUGCUGCACUAUAACCUACUGUUGAGAUCGGUCUGUUAGACAGUUACAGCUACUCAGUAAAAGGGGGAUCAUCGUUUCUAAAGUUCUUUGAGGUGGUGCAAAAAGAAGAUGGAUUUUUAAAAAUCGGAUCAGAUCAAUGCUGUCCGAGUUAAUCUCUUAAAACUUCUAGUAAGUUUAAAAAAAGAUUUAUGGUUACAAAAUCAUCAACACUAGGUCAGAAGACAGAGAGGCCAAUGACGCCAGUGAGCGAGCAGUUACAUUUAUAUCGAAGGUGAAAAUUUCCCUCCACUUAAGAAUGAGAAACAUCCCGAAAUUUAUCACUAUAAACUGGUUUGCCUUGAUUUGAUACACAAAAUUGACCUUCAGAUUGCUUGAGAGAAGCACAGCACAAAUUUUUCAGAAGAGUCCUUAUUUUUGGUGCUAAAAUUCUGUUUGUGUAUUCAGUAUGGCUCUUUCUCAAUGUAACAGAAGAAUCACUAAAGGAAAGGUAGUCGAAUUCAAAGGGAGGAAGAAAGACAUUCUUCAUCCGAUCAUUUAAAACAAGAAUUGAAAUCCUAAAUAUCCUUGACAGGCUUUGAAAUGCAAGGAGUUUUCAGGUAUUUGUUAUUAAAUGAACCGAUAAGAAAUAUAUCUGUAGCUUCCCCGAUGUGCUUAGCCAUAAUUCUGUAUAACUUUCUCUUAUUAAAUAUUGACACUUGUGAUAUAUAAGGGGUUGUGCUUGAAAACACAGAGUUUAAAUUCCUGCUCCCUGAUUAUGAGCAAAAGCAUGUGACACUGAAGCCUGGGUUUUAUGCUCCUUACAUUGGAAUAGUCCUUGAGCAUCUGAUUCAUAACCUGAUAUACCUGAGAGCCUUAUUCAACAGUGUGUUGGAAAACCUAAUUUUAUGCAAAUUAAAAAGGGAAAAGUAUUUAAGAUUUAAAAAUCACGGUGUGUGGAUUGCCAGAGACCCUUGAAACAGUAAAGCUUGCAUUUUAGUCAAGUAAUACAGUUUUAAAAAAAACACAUCACCUUUUAAAGAACUUUAAAAACCUCUCUGACCUCACAUGUGGACACUAUUGCUCACAUGUUCUUUACGUGUAUGUCUCAUAGAUGUCUAGUAGACAUUAAGCAUGAGGUUUGAAAAUAAGGAGGGCAAAUAACCAAAGUUUCAAGAUGGGAAAAGAAAAGCAGUGAAACUCCAUUACAUGUAGGAAAGCAAACUUGAGGCUUAACCUAACAUGCCACUUAGAAAACUUAAACAAUUAAGAUCCUGCUUUUGAAACAAUAAAUUUUGGGAGCUCCUUUUCCUUGCUAAUUACAGUACAAGAUCUAAUCCAUUAUCUUUGUUUUUGUAAACCAGUGCUCCUGCUUGAAGCUUUCCUUGUAAUUUGGUCCUUCUGCACAAUAUCUAUAAUAUAUCAUUCCUGUAAAUUACUCCAUAUUUUUUCUAAAUUCUUUCAAGUGGAAAUGGAUUCCUCUCAGGUUCGAUUUUUUUUUUUUUUUUUUUAGCUCCUCCACAGCUCUGAAAAUAAAGCAUUGUUCCCAGCUCCACCAAAACUAAUUUUAAAUUUGUUAUUUAAUUUUACUGGCAUCUUAGGAAACAAGCUUUGCUGAGGAAAGGCUAUUUUGAGUGAGCCCAAGCCCCUGGUCUGGUGGAAUGAUGACAUUGUGUAAGGUUCUUUACUGUAUACCAGUGCCCCCUUGUGGAAAUAUGUUAUAUGACUUGGAACACAAACUUGCCACUUUUUAAAAGUAGAUUUUCAUGUUUUUAAAAGGCAUUUGGUUGGUUGGUUGGUUGGUUGGUUGGUUGGUUUUUUGUUUUGUUUUAUUUUUUGCCAAUAAUCUGAAAACAUCAUGCAAAAGGAACUUCAAGGUAUGUUAAACCUUUCCCCAAGGGAAAAUGUGCUUAGAUCGCAGAGAGUUGCAGUUCUAAUCUUUCAUCCAUUUGAUCAAAGAAAAUUUGAACACCAUUUUACCUCUCAUUGUCACAAUCAUUAAUGUCUCCCUUUAUAACUACCUAUAUACUUUGUUUACUUUGAAACACCAGGUUGGCUUUCUUAUUUUUUAUUAUUAUUUUUUACAUGCUAGAGCUCAUGCAGUUUCUGUUUUAAUUAAAAAGUUCACAUCUUGUUUCUUUAAUAUUUUGAACAUUUCUUUUUAAUUAUUUGUUGUUUUUUGUUUUACACUGUAAAACCGAUUAAAAAUUUAAGCUGGUCUUAACACACUUACUUCUGUAGGAAGUGUGAGAAGGAAUUUCUUAAUAAAUGAGUUUACAAGUUUUAAAUGAGCAUAUGAUAAGUAAUAUGCCAUGUGUUGAAGGCUUUUCUAUUUGUAUGUAUAAAGAUUUCUGGUAUUUUUUUUAAUGUCAUUGUGUUGCAAUAAUUUAACUCCUUUGACUUACUUGCUAAAAAUAUUUCUUCUAUUAAGAAGUGCUCUUGACUUCAGUACCUAAACACUGAAAAUCAUGUCAAAGGUACCCAAAGAUAAGUUUUUAUACAGAUAUACACCUUAUAAGUUCUCAUUUAUUUUAUUACUCAUUAACUAUACUGUGUUCUAAAUGAAUCAUGAGUGAGAAUAGCUCUUUAUUAUGGAAUUAUUUAAAACUGUCCUUUAAAAGAAAAAGAAGAAACUGUAAACAUAAGCUAAUCUAGUUGCCAAGUUGGAAUUCAUUAUUUAAUUUACCUCCUAUGCAAUGAUUAAUGCUGCAAAAUGUAUGGUUAUGUUACAGUAUAUUCACAAAAGAUAUAUUAUUACAAGAUUUGAGAGGUAGCCAAUUGCAUUCUUUCGGAAAUUUACUGUACUGUUUCAAUGUGUUAAGUGCCUUGUUGUAAAGUAAAAUUUUAAGUCUAGAAUUCAUUAUUUUCCUGACAUAUUUUUCAUUACGAUAUAUACUGUAUGCUAUUGUAAUAGUUUUAUUAAAUGCUUAUAUUUUAAUCAAACAUGUAAAUUUCAGAAGCUCUUUUCUCCUACCCACCAGUACCUUAAUCAUUGGUCUAUCAUUUGGGAUUUGCAUUCAAGUUUUGUUUUGUUUUGUUUUGUUUUUUUAAGAGGAAAUUAUCUUCGUUUAGAAAUGUUUUCCAUGCUUGUGCUUUUGUGUCUGUAAAAGACAUUUCAGAAGGAAUUUAGGAGUGGAACUAUAGUUUAUACUUCUAAAAAUGCCAUUUUACAUUUACAUUUUAAGUGCCUAAUUGUUAGUUAAAACUAAUUUAUGUUUCUAUUUUAAAGAGGAUAUGUGUACUUGGUUUCUAAUCUCCUUGGCUUUGCUUUAAAAAAAAAUAGCAAAAAAAAAAAAAAAAGCAAGAGCCUACACUUUGUAUUUACCCAAUAAACCACAGUGACAUCAACAGU